Messenger RNA from Xenopus laevis (African clawed frog), 4315 nucleotides. Its product is annotated as protein kinase C delta type-like. The transcript is spliced from 11 exons. Bases 960 to 2390 code for a protein of 476 amino acids. NCBI's taxonomy places the organism in Eukaryota, Metazoa, Chordata, Amphibia, Anura, Pipidae. The record is from RefSeq and is a predicted model, not a curated record.
AUGUACUGUGACUGUGGGAUAGCAGGGAGAGAUGGUGCCUAUAGGAACAGUUAAUAAUAGUCUAUGGGAAGGGACUUUGAGACGAUGCCUAUAGCAGCAGUGGGGAUAAUGCCAUGUCAAUAAAAGUGAUUUAACAUUGGAGCUUAUCAGUAUGUAUCCUACCAUGUAUUUGUAAAGGAAAGUGGGUCCAUGGCAAGCAUGACUGCUUACAUUUUGCAAUCUUUACAUUAUUUAUAUUUUCAUAGAUUUGUAAUAUUGUCAUGAGCUAAGUGAGGCACAAACAAAUACUGAAAGCUUUAACCCAAAUCAAUUCAAGGACCGCAUGAGGAAUAGGAGUGGCACAGGACAGAAACUUUAAAAAAAAGAUAAACAGAAGACCAAUUGCAAUUUGUUUCUGAAUAUCAAGUCUGUUGUACUGAAAGGUAAUUCUAAGACCAACUUCACCUUUCAUAUGAAGCACUUGGAUUGUAAGCAGUUUCAAUUUGGCAUGAUAGAGCAUAUUAUUGAAUCAUUGUAUAUAUAUAUAUAAAUAGAAUCUACUGUUAGUCUAGUAUUUAUAUCAGAGGGAAGAGUUACAGUUGAUGUAUGGUUAAAGUCGGUGUAGGAGAGGAAAUCAUGAAAAGCAAACCAAUGACAGCUGGCAUGUUGUCAUAGUUUAGCAUUGUGAGAUUUCCAUAUGGAAAAUGGAUAAUAAUGGAUUGCUACAUUAAACAAAUGUAGAGGUCGUAGACUCGCAGUUAAUCUAAGGUUGACGGAAGGUGGUUGAGACAAAGAAGCUGAGGAGGAGGAAGAGGACCACUGAAGAAGGAGAAGACACCACAGGAAAGAAACACUUUUAGGACGGUGGAGAGAGAGGGAGCAAGAGAAAGAGAGUGCCACAGCGAUUGCUAAAAACGAAGACAAAUUUUGGAUAAAAGACACAUAAUUACAAUAAAAGGAGAAUAAGAAGGUAGGUGAAGAUGAAGAGGAAGAGGAAAAAGAGGAGUCUGACUCCAGAAGAGAGAGAACCUUCACAGGAUAAAUGCUGCAAGAAGACAAAGAAGAAAGCCAAGAAUCAGAAUGUAGCACAGAAGACCAAGUACAAUAAAGAAAGUAAGAAGAGUGACACUGAGAAUAAAAAACUUAUCAGUGUAGGGAAGAAACACCCUGAAGAUGAGAAGAAGAAAAGAAAAAGGAUUAAAGAAGAUCAAGCAAAGAAGAAAAAGGAAAUGCUCUCAGAUGAGACCAGUAAACCUGAGAGCAAGAAGAGAAAGCAAGAUGAAAAAACUGAAAGCAGUAAGAAAACCGGCUUAGAAGAUCUUGAAAUUCUUCAGAGCAGCAAAAGAAGGAAGGAGCAGGACAAGAGGAAAAGACCAAGGAGCCCAGAAGAUCCGUUGGAAGGUGGAAGUGGAAGUGCACCGAAGAAAUCCCACGUGGAUGAGAAAAGGCCAGCCCCCCUGGACAUACAGAGUUACAAAUUCCACCGAGAGCUAGGAGAAGGCAUGUUUGGACAGGUGAUGUUGGCAUCAUAUACAUCAAAGAAACAACUUGUGGCAAUUAAGAAGGUGCCCAAACAACCCAGCAAGGGCAACUUUACUUGCAUCAUGAAGGAGGCCCGACUCUUGAAGAUCGCCAGAGGAUGCCCCUUUCUUUGCCAUUCUCAUGCCACAUUCCAGUCCGAGCUGCAUGCCUUCUUCGUGCUCGAAUAUGCCAGCGGGGGAACACUGUACAAAGUGAUUGAAGAUCAAGGAAGUCUACCAAUGAAGAACAUCCAGUUCUACACUGCAGAGAUGGUGAUAGCCCUACAGUACCUUCACUCCAAUGGCAUCAUCCAUCGAGAUCUGAAGCCAGAAAAUAUCUUGGUGGAUAACAACGGGCACAUCAAAAUCUGUGACUUCGGCCUCGCUGUUGAGGGAGUGUUCGGUGGAAAGAAGAUCAGCGGAUUGACAGGAACACCUGGAUACCGUGCACCGGAGGUUUUGUCAUUGGAGAAGUACAAUGCUGGAGUGGACUGGUGGUCAUUCGGUGUCAUCAUGUACGAAAUGGCCACUGGCAGACAGCCAUUUGCCCCAUCACUGGUUUCUGCACAGGAGCUGUUUGAGAUAAGGGAGAAAAAGCUUGAAUACCCGCGUCACAUGAGCCAGGAAAUGCGGGACCUUCUGCCAAAGCUUCUGGAGAUGAACAAGACCAAACGUUUAGGAGCAAAUGGGAACAUCAGGGAGCACUCAUUCUAUGCCAGAGUCAACUGGAGCGAGCUGGAAAAUAGAAAAAUAAAGACACCUUUCCAGCCCAAAAUUCCACCAGCAGAUAAGUUGCCAGUAAUUCAUCCAGGAUUCUGCGCUGAGACAUCUAAGAGAGCUAAAGUGGAAGGCUUCUCCGAUGUGGAUUCCAACUGGAAUUGGCAGAAGUAAAGUAUUUUCUGUGCUCAUGUGGAUUAACCUCAAACUGCCUGUACAGCAAGUGAUGACGGCAAUGUACCAUCCAUGGCCAAUUCCAUCAAUGAACAUCAGAUCUGCCAUCUACUGUCUACUGCAAGUGUACAAGUGUCUGCCCGUACAGCCAAUCAUACCAGCACCACAUGGGAUCCUUGACAGAAAGUAGAGAGAAUUCGAGUCAAAGUGCACACAAAACAUCAUAGGAGGCCCCACCAGAAGAAAGGAAUAGCUGCACGCCGGACUUUCUGAAUGGAGAAAUCCAACAGACCCUUGGAUAAGGGUAAAAAUGUAUACUGAACAUACAGCGCACUUAUGGAAACCCAGUGCACUGUUAAGUAACACCGUUCAGUAUACUUCAGUUUCUUUAUAUAGGGUAAGUUAAGUGGGGUAAGUAUGGCAUUAAGUAAGUUUUCUUCCUUUUCCAACUUCCCUCCCAUUCUUUUACUGUUUUUUAUAGAUAGGAUGUUAUAUAGGAAUAUAAAUAUUACUCUAACCUUGUUUUUCACCUUUAAUAUAAGUUAAGGCAAAAAAAAGGGUGGGUGGGUGGGUAGUGAUGUUAUAUUGGAAUAGGAAUAUUACAAUAGUUUGUUUCUUUUCUUUUAUGCUCUCCUGUCUUUCCCCUGUCUGUAGUCUGUAGUACAUAGGUUAAAGGUAAAGUUUGUGGGAAAAGGGUAAAGUUUAUGGGACAAGGGAUACAGGAUAUGGCAGUAGUGAUACGGGAUAAGGGAUAUAUGUUUAUAAUUAUGGGAUAUGGGUACUAUAAGGGUUAUAGUAAAGGGAUAUGAGAAUAGCUAUGUGCAGUAAGGGAUAUAUGGAAUACGGGUGUUAUACAGGUUUUAGUAAGGGGAUAUGGGAAUUAUGAUGUGGGAUAAGGGAGAUGCUAUAUCCUGAUAAUACAUUUGCAGCAGGUUUGAAUGGUAUGAGUGGUGUGUGAAUGCAAAUAGGGAACCCCAUUGCACCAAUUUAGAAGAUGAACAUAGUGCACCUUCUGAUUGGCUGCAAAUUUAGUUUAGUUCACCAUUAAAAUGUAAAUACAAUAAAUCAAUACAAGGCAGCCUGUGUGCUUGUGCCAAUUGGAGGGAGUAAUAAUGCAGCAGAUGGAGCUGCAGCUUGAGGGCCCAUUUUUAAAAAUAAAAAUAAGACCAUUAGAGUUGUGAAUGUGAAGGUGUAAUGUUUAGGGAGGCUCAGGGUUUAGGAUUAAAGGAAUAAGAGUAGACUAAGAAGAGCUGUAGGUCCCCAAAUGCUGCCUAGCCACAACUCCCUCCUUCCCCUCCCCGCCAUGAAUCUUAUAUUAGGCAAAAUAAUUAGGCCCAUCAUAAUCUUCAUCCCCCAUAACCAGGCCUUUUAGAUAAUAAAAGGCUGCUGGUAUUAAUAGUCUUUAGAAAGUUGAUCCAGGGACUGGUCCGAUUGCCGUUUUGGAGUCAGGAAGGAAUUUUCCCCCAUCUGAAGCAAAUUGGAGAUGGCUACAGAUGGGUUUUUUGCCUUCCUCUGGAUCAUCUAGAUUAAACCUGAAGGACACGCUCACCCUCCAUUACUAACAGUGUCCAUAAUCCACUGAUAGGAGCCAGAUCACAUAUCUAAUCGUAUUUCCAUAUUGGAUAGGGAACUACUGGAGGGAAUUAUAUAGUUAGCAAAGCAGAGGGGAGUCGAAUCCCAGUCUCACUGACCAUGGGAUUUGCCACAGAGAAAAAUAGUGAGUGAAUGAGUGAUGUGGGUGUGUGGAAGUGUGUGUGUUAUUGUAGAUUAUUCAUUGGGGAACUUUUUUGUUCCUUACACCUCCCAGUCUGAUCUGAGGAGGAGGGGUCCCAUGAUGGCUUAUAUCAGCCGCUACCUGGCCAGAUAGGAAACUACUGCAGCAAGUCAUCGGGUGAGCCAUUUGCUGCAAUAGGUGUGUGAAUGGA